Knipowitschia caucasica is the source of this 3837-nucleotide messenger RNA. The record is from the annotation of a GenBank genome assembly. NCBI's taxonomy places the organism in Eukaryota, Metazoa, Chordata, Actinopteri, Gobiiformes, Gobiidae.
AUGUCACUCACCCAGUCUGAGUUCUCAAACCCCGGAGCUCGCCUCUCCCCACCUCGCUCUCCCCUCUGCCCGCCUGGAGCUCUCCUCUCCCCGCCUCUCGCUCCCCUCUGCCCGCCUCUCGCUCUCCUCUCCCCGCCUGGAGCUCUCCUCUCCCCGCCUCUCGCUCCCCUCUCCCCGCCUGGAGCACUCCUCUCCCCGCCUCUCGCUCUCCUCUCCCCGCCUGGAGCUCUCCUCUCCCCGCCUCUCGCUCCCCUCUCCCCGCCUGGAGCUCUCCUCUCCCCGCCUCUCGCUCCCCUCUCCCCGCCUGGAGCUCUCCUCUCCCCGCCUGGAGCUCGCCUGUCCCCGCCUGGAGCUCGCCUCUCCCCGCCUCUCGCUCGCCUGUCCCCGCCUCUCGCUCUCCUCUCCCCGCCUGGAGCUCUCCUCUCCCCGCCUGGAGCUCUCCUCUCCCCGCCUGGAGCUCUCCUCUCCCCGCCUGGAGCUCUCCUCUCCCCGCCUCUCGCUCUCCUCUCCCCGCCUCUCGCUCCCCUCUCCCUGCCUGGAGCUCUCCUCUCCCCCCUCUCGCUCGCCCCUGUCCCCGCCUCUCGCUCUCUCUCUCUCCCCGCCUCUCGCUCUCCUCUCCCCGCCUGGAGCUCGCCUGUCCCCGCCUGGAGCUCUCCUCUCCCCGCCUCUCGCUCUCCUCUCCCCGCCUCUCGCUCGCCUCUCCCCGCCUGGAGCUCGCCUGUCCCCGCCUGGAGCUCUCCUCUCCCCGCCUCUCGCUCGCCUCUCCCCGCCUCUCGCUCCCCUCUCCCCGCCUGGAGCUCGCCUGUCCCCGCCUGGAGCUCUCCUCUCCCCGCCUCUCGCUCUCCUCUCCCCGCCUCUCGCUCUCCUCUCCCCGCCUCUCGCUCUCCUCUCCCCGCCUCUCGCUCGCCUCUCCCCGCCUCUCGCUCGCCUGUCCCCGCCUCUCGCUCUCCUCUCCCCGCCUGGAGCUCUCCUCUCCCCGCCUGGAGCUCUCCUCUCCCCGCCUCUCGCUCUCCUCUCCCCGCCUGGAGCUCUCCUCUCCCCGCCUGGAGCUCGCCUGUCCCCGCCUGGAGCUCUCCUCUCCCCGCCUCUCGCGCUCCUCUCCCCGCCUCUCGCUCGUCUCUCCCCGCCUGGAGCUCUCCUCUCCCCGUCUGGAGCUCUCCUCUCCCCGUCUGGAGCUCUCCUCUCCCCGCCUCUCGCUCGCCUCUCCCCGCCUCUCGCUCCCCUCUGCCCGCCUGGAGCUCGCCUCUGCCCGCCUGGAGCUCACCUCUGCCCGCCUGGAGCUCGCCUCUCCCCGCCUGGAGCUCGCCUCUGCCCGCCUGGAGCUCGCCUCUGCCCGCCUGGAGCUCGCCUCUGCCCGCCUGGAGCUCGCCUCUGCCCGCCUGGAGCUCGCCUCUGCCCGCCUGGAGCUCGCCUCUGCCCGCCUGGAGCUCGCCUCUGCCCGCCUGGAGCUCGCCUCUGCCCGCCUGGAGCUCGCCUGUCCCCGCCUGUCCCCGCCUGGAGCUCCCCUCUCCCCACCUGGAGCUCGCCUGUCACCGCCUGGAGCUCUCCUCUCCCCGCCUGGAGCUCGCCUCUCCCCGCCUGGAGCUCUCCUCUCCCCGCCUGGAGCUCGCCUGUCCCCGCCUGGAGCUCUCCUCUCCCCGCCUGGAGCUCUCCUCUCCCCGCCUGGAGCUCGCCUCUCCCCGCCUGGAGCUCGCCUCUCCCCGCCUGGAGCUCGCCUCUCCCCGCCUCUCGCUCGCCUCUCCUCUCCCCGCCUGGAGCUCCCCUCUCCCCGCCUCUCGCUCCCCUCUGCCCGCCUGGAGCUCUCCUCUCCCCGUCUGGAGCUCUCCUCUCCCCGCCUGGAGCUCUCCUCUCCCCGCCUGGAGCUCUCCUCUCCCCGCCUCUCGCUCGCCUCUCCUCUCCCCGCCUCUCGCUCGCCUCUCCUCUCCCCGCCUGGAGCUCCCCUCUCCCCGCCUCUCGCUCCCCUCUGCCCGCCUGGAGCUCGCCUCUGCCCGCCUGGAGCUCGCCUCUGCCCGCCUGGAGCUCGCCUCUGCCCGCCUGGAGCUCGCCUCUGCCCGCCUGGAGCUCGCCUCUGCCCGCCUGGAGCUCGCCUCUGCCCGCCUGGAGCUCGCCUCUGCCCGCCUGGAGCUCGCCUCUGCCCGCCUGGAGCUCGCCUCUGCCCGCCUGGAGCUCGCCUCUGCCCGCCUGGAGCUCGCCUCUGCCCGCCUGGAGCUCCCCUCUCCCCGCCUGGAGCUCGCCUCUCCCCGCCUGGAGCUCUCCUCUCCCCGCCUCUCGCUCUCCUCUCCCCGCCUCUCGCUCUCCUCUCCCCGCCUCUCGCUCUCCUCUCCCCGCCUCUCGCUCCCCUCUCCCCGCCUGGAGCUCCCCUCUCCCCGCCUGGAGCUCUCCUCUCCCCGCCUGGAGCUCUCCUCUCCCCGCCUGCAGCUCUCCUCUCCCCGCCUGGAGCUCUCCUCUCCCCGCCUCUCGCUCGCCUCUCCCCGCCUCUCGCUCGCCUCUCCCCGCCUCUCACUCCCCUCUGCCCGCCUGGAGCUCGCCUCUGCCCGCCUGGAGCUCGCCUCUGCCCGCCUGGAGCUCGCCUCUGCCCGCCUGGAGCUCGCCUCUGCCCGCCUAAAGCUCGCCUCUGCCCGCCUGGAGCUCGCCUCUGCCCGCCUGGAGCUCGCCUCUGCCCGCCUGGAGCUCGCCUCUGCCCGCCUGGAGCUCGCCUGUCCCCGCCUGUCCCCGCCUGGAGCUCUCCUCUCCCCGCCUGGAGCUCGCCUCUCUCCUCUCCCCGCCUGGAGCUCUCCUCUCCCCGCCUGGAGCUCUCCUCUCCCCGCCUCUCGCUCCCCUCUGCCCGCCUCUCGCUCCCCUCUGCCCGCCUCUCGCUCCCCUCUGCCCGCCUCUCGCUCCCCUCUGCCCGCCUCUCGCUCCCCUCUGCCCGCCUGGAGCUCGCCUCUGCCCGCCUGGAGCUCGCCUCUGCCCGCCUGGAGCUCGCCUCUGCCCGCCUCUCGCUCCCCUCUGCCCGCCUCUCGCUCCCCUCUGCCCGCCUGGAGCUCGCCUCUGCCCGCCUGGAGCUCGCCUCUGCCCGCCUGGAGCUCGCCCUCUGCCCGCCUGGAGCUCGCCUCUGCCCGCCUGGAGCUCGCCUCUGCCCGCCUGGAGCUCGCCUCUGCCCGCCUGGAGCUCGCCUCUGCCCGCCUGGAGCUCGCCUCUGCCCGCCUGGAGCUCGCCUCUGCCCGCCUGGAGCUCGCCUCUGCCCGCCUGGAGCUCGCCUCUGCCCGCCUGGAGCUCGCCUCUGCCUGCCUGGAGCUCGCCUCUGCCCGCCUGGAGCUCCCCUCUGCCCGCCUGGAGCUCGCCUCUGCCCGCCUGGAGCUCUCCUCUCCCCGCCUGGAGCUCCCCUCUGCCCGCCUCUCGCUCCCCUCUGCCCGCCUGGAGCUCGCCUCUGCCCGCCUGGAGCUCGCCUCUGCCCGCCUGGAGCUCGCCUCUGCCAGCCUGGAGCUCGCCUCUGCCCGCCUGGAGCUCGCCUCUGCCCGCCUGGAGCUCCCCUCUUCCCGCCUGGAGCUCGCCUCUGCCCGCCUGGAGCUUGCCUCUCCCCGCCUGGAGCUCGCCUGUCCCCGCCUCUCGCUCCCCUCUCCCCGCCUGGAGCUCGCCUGUCCCCGUCUGGAGCUCUCCUCUCCCCGCCUGGAGCUCGCCUGUCCCCGCCUGGAGCUCUCCUCUCCCCGCCUGGAGCUCUCCUCUCCCCGCCUCUCGCUCGCCUCUCCCCGCCUGGAGCUCUCCUCUCCCCGCCUGGAGCUCUCCUCUCCCCGCCUGGAGCUGCCUCGCUCUCGCCCUGAGCCAGACUCAUCGUCAGCUUGUUCUUAUAUUAAAUAA